AUGAUGGAAGCGAUUGUGUCUAUCUUUGGGUCCAACUCUGUGGCCAUCUCCUUCCCCGAGGACUCUACCCCUCGUCUGCACGACCUCAAGCAGCAGCUCUGCGACCUCUAUCAGAUCCCUGUUGACGAACAACGUAUCCAGACCGCUGGUGGACUGCCCCUCAGCCCUUCUUCUGAGCAAGAGGAUGUGGACCAGGUGCUGUUGUUUGAGGAUGCCGAGCUGAAGUACUUUACGCUGUCGAUGCGGAUGGCGGGAGGCAAGGGAGGCUUCGGAAGCAUGUUGCGUGCACAAGGAGGCAGGAUGAAUUCUCAAAAGACGACUAAUACUGAGGCCUGUCGGGAUCUGAGUGGGCGACGUAUCAAGACUGUCAAUGAGGCCAAGAAGAUGGCGGAAUAUGUUCGUGGAGAGCCAGAGAGGAAAAAGGCCAGGAAGGAGGAACUGAAGCGCAAGAUUGAGGAGAAACUGGAGUUAGCAGAUCGCCCUGCACGGAAACACCGGUUUGAGGAUGCAAAGUUCUUUGACGAGUCCGAGGAGCAGGUUGAGGAGGUCAAGAGUGCUGUUGCGGCUGCUAUCAAGGAGAGUCUGAAGGCUGGAUCGACAUCACCUACUGGAGCAUCAUCGUCAUCGUCGUCGGGAUCGGAUUCGAAGGGCAAGGGGAAGGCCAAGAAACAGGGCAGUGAUGAUGAGGAUGCUGUUGUCAAGAAGAAGGCUGUCAAGUCCUUGGGCAUGUGGGAUGAUAUGUCUGACUACGAGUCAUCAGAGGGCGAAAACGAGGACGAGGACGAGGAGGACGAAGAAGAAGAAGAGGAAGAGGAGAAGGUUGAGGAGGUCAAGAUCCCAAGUGUCGGAUCUUCGACUCGCAAACGAAAAGCCUAA
Messenger RNA from Linnemannia hyalina, 876 nucleotides. The record is from the annotation of a GenBank genome assembly. Lineage: Eukaryota; Fungi; Mortierellomycota; Mortierellomycetes; Mortierellales; Mortierellaceae.